Molecule: messenger RNA, 1564 nt
Organism: Prorocentrum cordatum
Lineage: Eukaryota; Dinophyceae; Prorocentrales; Prorocentraceae
Source: the annotation of a GenBank genome assembly
AAGGCGCCCGAACGGCACGAGCGGGGCGCCGGCAUCGCCCGCGGCGACCGCAGCGCCCGACCCUCCUCGGGACGCGCCCCUGGCCGCCUCGGGGCCCCACCGCGCGCGCGCACGCGCGCGGCGGGCGCCGAUGGCCGAGCGCCGCAAGGUGACGUGCCCAAUGUGUGGGGUGGCAAUGGUCGCGUCCAGCCAAGAGGAGUGCAUGGCCCACAUGGAGGUUUGCGGCGCCUUCAAGGAGCGCCACGGGGACCCGAAGGCGUCCCCCGAGGCCCCCGCCGUGGCGCCGCCGCUGAGUCUCGAGGAGGCCUGCGAGCGCUACGCCAGCGCGGUGCUGCCCCUGGUGCCGCUGCAGCGCACGGGCCGCGGGCCGCGCUCAGGCGAGCGCCUGGGGGCCGACGCCGCGGUCCAGAGCGUCGUGCAGAUGACGAUCGUGCCCCAGCUCCGCUGCGUGAGCGACACGUCGGGGAGCGUGAAGGACGACAACGGCGACGCCGCGGACGGGUUCGCGCUGGCCGACCUGGCCACCCUGAGCCUGGCAGGGGAGCUCGCCCCCCUGGGCCGGGACGCCACGGCCGUGCGGGCCGAGAUCGUCACCGCGCUCGGCCAGGUCAAGCGCGCCUCGGACGCGGCCGCGGCGGAGCAGGCGGAGGCGGCCCAGCCGCCCGGGCACGAGCGGAUCUGUGGGCUGGUGGGCGCCAGCCUCGGGCGCCUGGCCGCGGGCUGCCAGUUCUGCGACCACUGCGGCCGCAGCCGCGGGCGCCUCCUGGCCUGCACGAGGUGCCAGCGGGUGAAGUACUGCGGCCAGGCCUGCCAGCGGGCGCGGUGGCCCGCCCACCGCGCGGACUGCGCCGGCCCCGCGGCUGCGGCCUGAGCCGCCGUGUCUACUCGCUCCCAGGCGGUGCCCAGGCCCUGCCGCAAGGCCGCGCCCGCUCGCGGGGCGCCGGGGCCCCUACGUGCCGGGAGCCCGCGCUGCCGCGGCUCCUUCGCGUCGUGGCGCGGCUGCGGGGCAGCCCGCCCGUCGGCCGCGGCUCCGUCUGGCCCAGCGGCGGCCCCGCGGGGCCGGGCGGUGAGCCGGGGCAGCGUCAGGGUCAGGGCCGGCGCACGCGCGCGGGCGCGCGGGCGCGCGCGCGCGGGCGCGCGCGCGCGCGCGGGUGGCCUCCGAAGGGUCGGAAAACGGCCACCUCCGCGGGUUCGGCUAUGGCGCAGGAGUGGCCCUUCGCCGGAGUGACCUCUGGUGCGGAGCCAGGGGGAUCCCCUCGGCACUGGCCUGCGCGCUCAGGCUUGGCGCCUGGGGUCGCUCCUGCGUGCGCUCGCACAGGGCGUUUCCGUCUGUGCCGCCACAGGCGGCGCCUUGGUCAGGGCACAGGGCGCCGCUGCCCGUGCGCGAAGAGGGAUAGCAUUGUUCGAGUUGCCAAUGGGCAUCCGGCGGAUGACCGUUUGCGGCACUUGAGCAUGCCAGGCCAGGCCCCCCGGAGGAAGUCCUGAUGGGUGGCAAGCCGACCUCCGAGGGAAGGAUGCCGGAGCCUGCCAGGAUCACGCCCUGGGUGGGAACCCAUGGUUCAAG